AUAAGUAAGACUGAGGAGCGCCAUAUCCUGCAUUUCCAUAUACAGAAGGAUAAUACCAAAAGCCAUGACGUGUUUGUCAUGUGAAUGCUUCGUACACACUGAAGCAUGCAAGCACGUGCACAGUUUCAGCACCCGCCUCAAGAAAGGUCUGUGCACCGCUCCGAAAGCAUGUGCGUAUGAUCAGAUGGAUUUCUGCAUGCGAUUAUGACAACCCAAUAAUCCUUCAGGCAAACACGCAAACUAUAUAAAUGAAGGAGAAAUGACAAUAUAGGCCUACAAUGGAGGAAGCUGUCCCCGAUGUGUUCCCUAUGGUGUCUGAUGAUAAUAUACUAAUAGAGUUUUGUCAGGCAAUCCUGUCAAACUUGGCCCUAUCUUGCGUACUUAUUUCCGUUACAGCCAUCGCCAUCGCCUGGUUUAUUAGAGAUUCUUUCAUUGUUGAAGACUUGGACAAGAAACAUAUAUUUAUCACAGGAUGUGAUAGCGGCUUUGGCAAUCUGGUGGCAAGGCAACUUGACAGAAAGGGAGUUCAUGUAAUUGCUGCUUGUUUCACGGAGAAAGGUGGCUUGGAUUUGAAGGCUGCUGCUUCUCCCAGACUAAAGACGGUUCUAUUAAAUGUAACUGACAGUUUGAGCAUCGAGAGAGCGGUGGAGUUUACGCGCACGGAGGUUGGGGAACGAGGUCUGUGGGGGCUCAUCAACAAUGCUGGGAGAGCCUCACCUAUGGGACCAACAGAAUGGAUGCAGUUGGAAGAUUUCGUGAAGAUCCUGGACGUCAAUCUAAUAGGUCUGAUAGAAGUGACUCUAAAGUUCCUCCCACUCCUAAAAAAGGCUCAAGGAAGGGUGGUCAAUGUUGCCAGUAUCCUGGGUAGGAUUGCCCUCAAUGGAGGAGGUUACUGCAUAUCCAAGUAUGGUGUGGAGGCCUUCUCUGACAGCCUCAGACGGGAUAUGCAUCAUUUUGGUGUAAAAGUAAGCAUCAUUGAGCCUGGUUUCUUCAAGACGAAUGUGACCAGGCUGGACAUCAUAGAAGCGGACCUGGAGAGACUGUGGAACCGUCUCCCAGAGGAAGUCAGGCACUCAUAUGGACCCACCUUCUUUGAUGAAUAUCUUAAAGUUCAGGAUUUCACAAUGGGUCUGCUGUGCAGUGCAGACAUCUCCAAGGUGAGCAACUGUAUGCAGCAUGCGCUUACAGCCCUACACCCACGGACGCGCUACUCACCUGGUUGGGAUGCCAAGCUCAUGUGGAUCCCAAUGUCUUACCUCCCUGCAUUCAUAGUUGACUUCUUCAUGGCUGUUCUACUUCCUGUCCCCAAAGACUACAAAAAGAUUUAUGCAAACCAAAUUGGUGUGGAAAGCCCAUAAGCUACCAAACCUUUUAUUUAGAAAUAACAUCUACAUGUGAUACUUUAGAUAAAAUUACAUGUAUCAGUUUUGUUUCUGGGAAUAUUGAAUAAUAGUGAAGCCAUCAAAAUUAUGAAAUAACAUAUAGAAUCAUGUAGUAACCAAUAAAGUGUUAAACAAACCAAAAUACAUUUUAUAUUCUUCAAAGAAGCCACGCUUUGCCUUGAUGACAGGUUUGCACACUCUUGGCAUUCUCUCCACCAGCUUUAGGAGGUAGUCACCUGGAAUGCUUUUGCUUCACUUUGUGGUCCAACUUAUCCCAAACCAUCUGGGUUGAAGUUGGGGAGAUUAUGGAGGCCAGUUCAUCUGAUGCAUCGCCAUGACACUCUCUUUCUUCAAAUAGCCCUUACACAGAUGGGUGGUGUGUUUUGGGUUAUUUUCCUGUUGAAAAACAUGAUAUUCCCACUAAGCACAAACCAGACAGGAUGGUAUAUCACUGCAGAAUGCUGUGAUACCUUUGCUGGUUGUGUGUUCCUUGAAUUCUAAAUAAAUCAGAGAGUGUCAUCAGCAAAGCAUCCCCACACCAUCACAGUUCGUCCAUGCUUCAUGGUGGGAAUCACACAUGCGGAGAUCAUUUGUUUUACAACUGUUGGUUAGAAGCAAAAAUCUAUAAUUUGUACUGAUCAAAAGACUGAUUUCCACUGGUCCAAUGUCCAUUUCUUAUGUUUCCUGGCCCAACCAAAUCUCUUAUUAUUGGUUUCAUUCAGUAGUUUUCUUUGCAGCAAUUGUCACCAUAAAGGCCUGAUUCACACUGUCUCCCCUGAACAGUAGAUGUUGAGAUGUGUCUGUUACUUGAACUCUGUGAAGCAUUUAUUUGGGCCCAAAUCUGAAGUGCAGAUAAUUGACAAUUUCUGAGUCUGGUUACUCUAAUUAAUGUAUCCUUAACAACGCACACAUGUUAAUUGAAAUGUAUUCCAAGUGACUACCUUAUGAAGCUGGUUGAGAAAAUGUAAAGUGUGCAAAGCUGUCAUCAAGGCAAAGGGUGGCUACUUUUUGUAGAUUCUACAAAAUGAAAUCUGUUUAAUAAUGUUUUGGUUUGCUACAUGAUUUCAUGUGUUAUUUCAUAGUUUUGAUGUCUUCAAUAUUAUUCGACAAUGUGGAAAUUGGUAAAAAUAAAGAAAUACACGUUGAAUGAGUAGGUGUGUCCAAACUUUUAACUGACCCUAUAUAUUUUCCUAAUAAAGCAGGUAGUGGUACAUAUUCAUUACACAUACGGUGAAUAGUGUACUGAAUAUAUUUUAUGAGGAUUGAUAUACAGUGGGGAGAACAAGUAUUUAAUACACUGCCGAUUUUGCAGGUUUUCCUACUUACAAAGCAUGCAGUAAUUUUUAUC
This is a messenger RNA of Esox lucius (northern pike), 2730 nucleotides long. It is a transcript of the gene rdh1, whose product is annotated as retinol dehydrogenase 1. The transcript is spliced from 9 exons. Lineage: Eukaryota; Metazoa; Chordata; Actinopteri; Esociformes; Esocidae. Gene Ontology annotation, molecular function: oxidoreductase activity. Bases 279 to 1358 code for a protein of 359 amino acids. The record is from RefSeq and is a predicted model, not a curated record.